Messenger RNA from Pristis pectinata (smalltooth sawfish), 4693 nucleotides. RefSeq names its product tolloid-like 1 (gene tll1). Gene Ontology annotation, biological process: proteolysis. Lineage: Eukaryota; Metazoa; Chordata; Chondrichthyes; Rhinopristiformes; Pristidae. The transcript has 23 exons. The record is from RefSeq and is a predicted model, not a curated record. The coding region runs from base 969 to 3983 and encodes 1004 amino acids. Gene Ontology annotation, molecular function: metalloendopeptidase activity; serine-type endopeptidase activity; calcium ion binding.
AAUCCCUGACAGUGGGAUCUGUCUUCAGGGAGAUUGCUGUCAACCUUUUGCGCUCACUAGGGGUCGUCGAAUGUCAGAAAAUCAAUCUCGCAACAACAGGAAGGACGCGCAACUAGGCACCGAUCCCUGGAAACACUCUGGGAUUAGCAACCGCAGUGCCUUGAUAAAAUUACAAGUGUAAAAAAUCAAUGCCAGUCGCGGAUGCCGGGGCGAAGCAGAACAGUCAAUGUGAAGUAUGCUGGAAAGUUGCAAUCGAAGUGCAGAUGAAACAGAGCAGACUAUUUAAAGGUAUUUAAUCGCCAGGUUGCAGGAUAAUUUGAGGAUUGAUGGAGUGACGUCAGUACGUACCUUGAUAGCAGAGUAAUCUCUUUGUGAACGGUCUAAUCUCAGAGGGGAAUGGGCACGUUUCUACACGGAUGUGGGGGAACGCCACCAGCACGGUGCUAACCUACCGGCGAGCAGCUCCCGGAAUGGGUAAAGCGAGAGUGAAAUAAAAACUCUUCUAACAGCAGCUCUGCGCGGCUCCUGAACCACGCUGGCCGAUUCCCUGUGUCGAAGGACCACAACCACCUGACAUCGAAAUCAAGAUGUUGCACUGAAAAAACACAUGGAAUUAGAGGCAACCUACAGGACAGGGAAUUACUUUGGAGAGUGGAGGUUCGGAACAUUGGACGUGAUCUUGCUGCAACGGCCUCGUCCAUCCUGAAGGUUAAAAAUCGAUUGGAUUAGCAAGGCACAGAGCAGGGUGAAACUCAAUUUACAACCAACCAGUUUACAGAGCUGACACUAAUUAACCACCCGCCGGAGCACCGAGCAACAACGACUUUGCAUUGCGCUUGUAAAUUGCACCAUCUCCAACUGUCUGUCACCUUAUUUAAAUAUAUAUUUUAUACCGAGUCUCUAUGGAGUAGUUUCCCCGCAAAUCAUACAACCGGUGUUUAAUAGAUAUUUCGUUUUAUAAGAAAAACAUGAAUAUAAUUGCACUGCUACUCACCGGAUUGUAUCUAUCUGGGAAACUCCACUGGAUUAGUGGAUUCGAUUACGAUUACAUUUAUGAUUACUAUGAUGAAGAAAAGGCGGAGGUCAUUGAUUAUAAAGACCCAUGCAAAGCUGCUGCAUUUUGGGGAGACAUUGCGUUAGAUGAAGAAGACUUGCAACUCUUUCAGAUUGACAGGACUAUUGAUUUAUCAAGACACAUCUUAGACAGAAUGGGGCACACGACAGGUGGGUCUGGAGAACAUAGAGUUUCUAAAAAGAAGGGAACAGUUUAUCAACUUAUAGAUCGGAUACUAAGAUUGGGAGCAGACAGUGAUCAAAAUACCACCGACAAAGAAAAUAACUCAGAGACCUUAAGACAGAGCGAAAAGAACAGAGUUCCCAGAGCUGCAACGUCACGCGCUGAGAGAAUUUGGCCUGGGGGUGUUAUCCCAUAUGUUAUUGGAGGCAACUUCACUGGUAGCCAGCGGGCAAUGUUCAAACAGGCCAUGCGGCACUGGGAGAAACACACAUGUGUUACUUUCAUCGAACGAGCAGAUGAAGAAAGUUACAUUGUCUUCACAUACAGGCCAUGUGGGUGUUGUUCUUACGUGGGUAGAAGAGGUAAUGGUCCCCAGGCUAUAUCCAUAGGCAAAAACUGUGAUAAAUUUGGCAUUGUGGUUCACGAACUGGGCCAUGUGAUUGGGUUUUGGCAUGAACAUACAAGACCGGAUCGAGAUGAUCACGUGACCAUCAUCAGAGAAAACAUCCAACCUGGCCAGGAAUACAACUUCCUCAAGAUGGAACCUGGUGAAGUGAACUCUCUUGGGGAAGCAUAUGACUUUGACAGUAUUAUGCACUAUGCUAGGAACACCUUCUCAAGAGGAAUGUUUUUGGAUACCAUUCUUCCUGGACGUGAUGAAAAUGGCAUAAGACCUGCCAUUGGUCAACGUGCACGGUUAAGUAAAGGAGACAUUGCACAGGCAAGGAAGCUGUAUAGAUGUCCAGCUUGUGGAGAAACCCUUCAGGAUUCAGCUGGUAAUUUCUCAUCCCCUGGAUUUCCUAAUGGAUACCCCUCAUACACACAUUGUGUCUGGAGAAUCUCGGUUACACCUGGUGAAAAGAUUGUUUUGAAUUUUACAACCAUGGAUCUCUUUAAGAGUCGCCUGUGCUGGUAUGACUACAUAGAAGUACGAGAUGGUUAUUGGAGAAAGGCACCACUUCUUGGCAGAUUCUGUGGCGAUAAGCUGCCUGAAGUUCUGACUUCCACUGAUAGCAGGAUGUGGAUAGAAUUCCGCAGCAGCAGUAACUGGGUAGGAAAGGGUUUUGCUGCAAUUUAUGAAGCAAUUUGUGGUGGUGAUAUCAAUAAAGAAUCUGGACAGAUCCAGUCUCCUAACUAUCCAGAUGACUACAGACCAAUGAAGGAAUGUGUGUGGAAGAUAACAAUGUCUGUACACUACCACGUGGGAUUAGUCUUCCAGUCUUUUGAGAUUGAGAGACAUGACAAUUGUGCCUAUGACUACCUUGAAGUACGAAAUGGCAACAAUGAAAACAGCCCACUGAUUGGGCGAUUUUGUGGCUACGACAAACCUGAAGACAUCAAAUCUACUUCCAAUUCCCUAUGGAUGAAGUUUGUUUCUGAUGGAACAGUUAAUAAAGCAGGAUUUGCUGCAAACUUUUUCAAAGAGGAGGAUGAGUGUGCCAGACACGACAAUGGAGGCUGUGAGCAGCAAUGUGUGAACACUUUGGGUAGUUACAAGUGUACCUGUGACCCAGGCUAUGAACUUUCAGCAGACAAGAAAAGUUGUGAAGCUGCCUGUGGAGGACUUCUGUCAAAGCUAAAUGGAACAAUCACCACACCGGGCUGGCCAAAGGAAUACCCUCCAAAUAAGAACUGUGUUUGGCAAGUUGUGGCUCCCACCCAGUACAGGAUCUCGAUGCAGUUUGAGUUUUUUGAACUAGAAGGCAAUGAUAUAUGCAAAUAUGAUUAUGUGGAGAUCCGCAGUGGCCUUUCAUCUGAUUCCAAACUUCAUGGAAAGUUUUGUGGUACUGAAGUGCCUGAGGUUAUAACAUCGCAAUACAACAACAUGAGGAUUGAGUUCAAAUCUGACAAUACCGUUUCAAAGAAAGGAUUCAAGGCCCAUUUCUUUUCAGAUAAAGAUGAAUGUUCCAAAGACAAUGGAGGCUGCCAACAUGAGUGUGUCAAUACAAUAGGCAGUUAUGUUUGUCAGUGUCGAAAUGGAUUUGUACUACAUGAAAACAAACAUGAUUGUAAAGAAGCUGAAUGUGAACACAGGAUUUACAGUGCCACUGGCAUCAUCACUAGUCCCAACUGGCCAGAUAAAUAUCCCAGUCGCAAAGAAUGUACGUGGGAGAUCUCUGCAACUCCAGGCCAUAGAGUGAAGAUAACUUUUAAUGAAUUUGAGAUUGAACAACACCAAGAAUGUGCUUACGAUCACCUGGAAGUGUUUGAUGGAGAGACUGAUAAGUUUGCAAUCCUUGGACGGUUCUGUGGGAGCAUCAUUCCAAAUCCUGUCACCUCCACUGGAAAUAAAAUGUUUGUUAGAUUUGUUUCAGAUGCAUCGGUACAAAGGAAAGGUUUCCAGGCUACCCACUCCACUGAAUGCGGCGGGAGACUGCGGGCCGAAAUUAAAUCCAAGGAUCUGUACUCCCAUGCACAGUUUGGAGACAAUAACUAUCCAGGCCAAGUAGACUGUGAAUGGCAGAUUAUAGCAGAAAAAGGUUAUGGAGUGGAGCUAUCCUUCCAGACAUUUGAAGUGGAGGUGGAAGCUGACUGUGGCUACGACUUUAUUGAACUGUUUGAUGGGUUUGACACCACAGCUUCAAGGCUUGGACAAUUCUGUGGAUCAGGGCCACCUGAGGAAAUGUAUUCAACAGGAAAUGCAAUUUUACUCCACUUCCAUACUGAUGACACAAUUAACAAGAAGGGAUUCCAUAUACGAUACACAAGUACAAAAUUCCAGGAUUCCCUCCACAUCAAAAAGUAACCUGGACCAUCAAUACAGUUUCCCUUAUCUUUUUUUUAAAAAAAAGCAAAAGCAAAAAUAACCUGAAUGAUUUUAUAAUGACAGAACAGGGAGGAACUGAAGAAAAUGAAUUGUUGCAAAGUCAACGUAAAGGUGAAGAACUUCAGUGGAAGAUUCAGUAAAGAUUCAAAAGUGCAGAUGACAAAAUAGUCUGAGUAUGAAACUGCAGGAAGAGGAUACUACUGCGGAGUAAUUAUAAAGGUUUGCUUGCUGCAUCAGCUUCUGUCCACUACUGGCUACUGAGUUUCACCCAGUGGAAAUACUGCUAUACAGAGUCUCAGCCAACUGCACUAUCCAUAGGAAUGAACCUACAACUUCAACGAACGCCAUUCAUAGAUUUCUUCAAUCAGGCACAAAUAAUGAAAAGGAGGAAAGAAGUAUCCUACGUACUGUUCACUUUUCAACAUGUGGUUUAUUAAGAUAAAGGAAAACCAUUUAGUACAUAAUUUAUGAGGUUUUUGUAAGUCUCUUUCGUUUUUUUUAAAACUGGAUGUCUUUACUGGUGACUAUUAUCUGUGAUUACGUCUCUCAGAUACAGGACUUCAAACAGAACAGAUGAGCACUGUAGCAAACUGUGAAUUCCUUCAGUACCAAAAAAGCAGGUUUAAGAGCAUUGAAAAUCCUGAUAGCAUUUUUCUAUAUUUUGCUAUUGGAAUGUGCCAGGAUAUAGU